Spirodela intermedia is the source of this 2052-nucleotide messenger RNA. NCBI's taxonomy places the organism in Eukaryota, Viridiplantae, Streptophyta, Magnoliopsida, Alismatales, Araceae. The record is from the annotation of a GenBank genome assembly.
AUGCCGCCGGGCGCGUCCAUCGCCUCUUUGCUCCUCCUGCUCGCCUUCGUCCUCGAGGCGGGAGGCGAGACGGUGACCACCUCUUUCGACUUCCCCAGGUUCGACUCCAGCCCUGCAAACAUCACCUUCCUGGCCGAUGCCUCAUCCGCCAACGGAUCCCUCGAGCUCAACGAGAACGCUGGAUACAGCUACGGCCGAGCCAUCUACUCCAACCCAAUCCGCCUCUGGGACAACGAAACCGGGAAUCUCGCAAGCUUCACCACAAAAUUCUCUUUCUCCGUGAUCCGGCGUCCGAACACGACGACUUUCGCUGAUGGACUAGCCUUCUUCCUCACCCCUGUCGGCUACCCUAUUCCGGAGAACAGCACGGGUGGCGGACUAACGCUCUUCAACAGCUCAUGUGUAAGCCAACCAGCUAACGUCCCUGUGCUAGCCGUCGAGUUCGACACCUUCCGAAACUUUUAUGAUGAGACGGUAGCCCAUGUGGGGAUCGACCUCGGCUGUAUCAAGUCGAUUAGGAGCUCGUCUUGGGAGUCGCUCGAGGGCCAGACCAGAGCCACGAUCGACGCAGUGAUCACCUAUGACGCAGCCACCACCACGCUGACAGCCAUCUUCUCCGGCAGCAGCGGCUACAACAGAAACUUGCCUUACGUUGUCGACCUGCGAAAGGAGCUUCCCGAGAGGGUUGACCUUGGUUUCGCGGGCACCACUGGCGCAUUCUUCGAACGCCAUGUAAUACAUUCCUGGAGCUUCAAUUCAAGCCUAGAUGUUGCCGACCGUAACGGCAGCAGUACAAACGGCGGCGACGCUGGUGGGGGAAAGAAGAGCAGCAAUAUAGGCCUUCUGGCCGGUGUGUUAGCUGGCGCGGGAACUCUGGCAAUUGCAGCGGGUUUGGCGUGUUUCUUCGUCCGGCGGAGAAGGGCAUAUGCCAAGAACGGGGGACAGGACGACGCCAUCGAUGAGCGCGAACUUGAUGAAGGGAAGGGCCCCAGGAGCUUCUCUUAUUCGGAACUCGCCCGGGCUACCAGGAACUUUGCGCCAGAAGAAAAGCUUGGAAGAGGAGGAUUCGGAGACGUUUACAGAGGAAUCUUGAACCAGCCGAAAAUGGUGGUGGCCAUAAAGAGAGUGGCAAAAGAUUCGAGGCAGGGGAAGAAGGAGUAUGUCGCCGAGGUGAAGGUCAUCAGCCGCGUGCGCCACCGCAACCUCGUGCAGCUCGUGGGGUGGUGCCACGAAAAGGGGGAACUGCUUCUCGCCUAUGAGUACAUGCCCAACGGCAGCCUGGACGCCCACCUCUACAACGACGGCGGCAAUCCGCUGCCGUGGCCGACGAGGUACAGCAUCGCCCGGGGUGUCGCGGCGGCGCUGCUUUACCUCCACGAGGAGUCGGAGCAGUGCGUGGUCCACAGGGACGUGAAGUCGAGCAAUGUGAUGCUGGACGUCAAUUUCAAUGCCAAGUUAGGGGAUUUCGGCCUUGCGAGGCUGGUCGACCACGGCGGCGGCAUGGAGACGACGGCCGUGGCUGGGACGAUGGGGUACUUGGCACCAGAGACCGCGACGACGGGCAGGGCGAGCAAGGAGUCCGACGUGUACAGCUUUGGGGUGCUGGCCUUGGAGAUCGCGUGCGGGAGGAGACCGAUCGAUCACGGCAAUAAAGAGGGAGGAGUCAGUCUGGUCGACUGGGUAUGGGAUCUCUACGGGAAGGGGGCCAUUUUGGAGGCGGCAGACAAGAGGUUGGGCUCGGACUUCGACCGGCAGCAGAUGGAGCGGCUGAUGGUGGCGGGCCUGUGCUGCGCCCACCCGGACCACCGGCAACGGCCUUCGAUGCGGCAGGUGACCGGCAUCCUCCUGUUCGAGAUGCCGUUGCCUAAUCUUCCGACGGAGAUGCCGGAGCCGUCCUAUGGAGGGGUUUCCGUUUCGGGGUUCAACCUGACCAGCAUGAACGGGUGGUCGUCAUCUACGUCGGGGACCUCCACCGGAUUCACAACCGGCGCCUCCGUCAAUUUAGCGGGGUCCGCCGUCUCAAAACCCUUUCUGGAUCCGUCUGGCAGGUGA